CCUCUCCCAACCGCCUUGGCUCGUCGAUGGAGUCCAACCCGAACACGGCGACGACGACAAAAGGACAAGAAAAUAGCCUCUUCUUCCUCUCUCUCCCCAUCGCCCAAAUUGGAUUCCCCUCUCGCGCUCCCGUCGCAAGCAACGACCAGGUGGCGAAACCCAUGUGCGUUUGAUGGAUGAUGACUGUUCCGAUGGAUAGUGCUACUGCAGCCCCGUCCUCGCGGGACCUCGCGGAGCGCCUCUUCAAGAAGAAUGGCGAACUCGAAAAUCAGCUCCGGAAGUCUGUGCAGUCCAAAGUUCCAUCAGAUCCCAACAUAUGGAUUCAGAUGCGUGACAACUUUGAGAAGAUAAUUGUGGCAGAUCAUGAUUUCUCUGAACAGCAGGAGAUAGAGUAUCAUCUCUGGCAGUUGCACUACAAAAGAAUUGAGGAGUUCAGGAGGAACAUUAUUUCUGCAGGCUCAGUUGCAGCUCAUAGCGGGAAGAGCAAUGCCAACCUGGAUCGAAUCAGGAGAAUUAAAUCAGCCUUCAGAAGCUUCCUUUCAGAAGCAACUGGCUUCUAUCACGACUUGAUGUUAAAGAUCAAAUCAAAUUAUGGCCUUCCACUGGGUUACUUUCCCGAGGGCCUUGAGAAUGCAGGCAACUCUGUGAGAGAUGACAAGAAAACAGCUGAAGUAAAGAAAGGCUUGGUGUCAUGCCACCGCUGUCUGAUAUAUUUGGGAGAUCUUGCCCGUUACAAGAGCUUGCAUGGCGAUGAUGAUUCUGCUAGUCGUGAGUAUGCCACGGCCUCUAGUUACUACAAGGAGGCAGCUUCCAUUUGUCCUUCCAGUGGCAAUCCUCAUCAUCAGCUUGCGAUACUAGCAUCUUACUCAGGCAAUGAGGUGGUGUCUGUUUAUAGGUACUUCCGAAGCUUAGCUGCUGAAACUCCUUUUGCUACAGCACGGGAUAACUUGAUUAUUCUUUUUGAGAAGAAUCGUCAGAGUUAUGCACAGCUGUCAGCCAACAAUAAAGGUCCCACAGCUAGGACAUUACCCCCGCGGUCAUCUGGGAGGGGCCGAGGACGGGGUGAAGCAAGGUUUCAGCCAAGAGAUGUUAGUACUGAAGCAGCUGCACGGGAACGAGAGUGCAGUGUUCCUGAAACAUUAAAGGCCUUCUAUGUGCGAUUUGUUAGGCUCAAUGGAAUUCUUUUCACAAGGACUAGUUUGGAAACAUUUGGGGAGCUGUUUGCUUCAGUCAGCAAUGAUCUGCAGAUUCUUCUUUCAUCCGGUCCUGAGGAGGAGCUCAAUUUCGGUUCUGACACUGUAGAAAAUUCAUUAGCUGUUGUUAGACUUACCGCCAUCCUUAUAUUCACAGUGCACAAUGUAAAGAAAGAGCCCGAUAGCCAAUCGUAUGUUGAAAUUGUGCAACGCAGGGUACUGCUUCAAAGUGCAUUUACAGCUGCUUUUGAGUUUGUUGGACAAAUUCUCAAAAGGUGUUCACAGCUUCGUGAUAUUGCAUCAAGUUUCUACCUGCCAGCCAUUAUGGUCUACAUUGAAUGGCUGGCGUCCCAUCCAGAGUUGGCUGUUGAUUCAGAGAUGGAGGAAAAGCAUGCGAAUGCCCGAUCUUUCUUCUGGAACCAGUGUAUCUUGUUCAUGAAUAAGCUGAUCCUUACGGACCUUGCGUCGAUUGAUGGUGACAAUGAUGAAGCUUGCUUUUCUAAUAUGAGCACGUAUGAGGAGGGUGAAACUGGCAACAGGCUUGCUUUGUGGGAAGAUCUUGAAUUAAGAGGGUUUUUGCCCUUACUUCCUGCUCAGAUCAUUUUGGAUUUCUCAAGCAAACAGACGUUUCGAAAUGUUGGAAGCACCAAGGAGAAGAAAGCACGGGUUCAACGGAUUUUUGCCGCAGGGAAAUCACUGCUGAAUUUUGUUCAGAUUGAUCAACUGAGGAUAUAUUUUGAUCCAUCUUCUAAGAAGUUUGUCAUGGCCGAGAAGCCUCCUGUUUUUGAAGCUAACACCCCUCCACAUGAAUCUUUAGAUGCACUUAAAAUGAGUGCCAGUAAACUUGAUCAAGCUGCAAGAAGAUUUGACUCAGUUUCUGCUAAUCUGGGCGUGCUUCAGUCAAAAGUGCAGUUGUGUCCUGAAGGAGAUGACGAUGAAGAAAUUGUUUUCAAGCCUAUAGCUUCCGAGAAGUUUCCGAAAACUCCUUCAGAGCUAUCUGUUAAUGGAUACGCCCAGCCUGUACAAAUGUCUGCUGCUGGUUGGCCAACCAAUGGUGGGUCAGUUUCUGUUCAGAGCACUACAUCAAUGUCUGCUGCUAGUUGGCCAACUAAUGGUAUGUCAGUUUCUAUUCAGAGUACCGGACCUGUAUCAGCUGCUGGCAAUUAUAACAUUAACCAGUCACUACCUAUGUCUUCUAUUAGUUGGGCUGUCAAUGGUGAGCAAAAGGUGAUUCCUAGCAUUGCUCCAAGAUAUGAAUUUGUGCAGCCUGUUGACGUGCCUGCUUCCAGCUGGGCAAGCAAUGGUACACUGCAUGUUGGUCCUCAGAACGCUAUUUCAACUUUCCCAGAUGUUGUCUUUGACCCACGAGCAUCUGCACCAAUGGUUCCACGCUUCAGUAGCCCUGAUUAUUCAAAAUUGCUCAGGGAACAAGAGUUACUUUUAAUGAGUGGACUGAAGAAUGUCAACAUAACUGGAAAUGGUUAUCUGGAGCAGAGGUUGCAGGGUGGAUUGAGUGGUUUACAGCCCAUGGGGUAUUCACCUCAGAUAUCUAUUGAAUCUUGUGGUAACAUUACAAAUUUGAUACAUAAUCAAGUGAAAGCUACUGGAGAGACUAUCCCAUCUACGCUUGAUUCAGUUGUACCAUCAGUAGCACCUUCAAAUGGUGUGACACUCAGGUUCACUGAAGCACCGCUUGUUGCAUCAAAGAAGAACCCUGUUAGUCGUCCAUCAAAGCCUGUUGGUCCUCCUCCAGGAUUUAACCAUAUUACCCCAAAGCGUCAGGAUGAUUCUAUUUCAGUCGAGAAACUGCAGAACCCACAGGUUGAUGAUUACAGCUGGCUGGAUGGUUAUCAGCCGUCAUUGGACUGUGUUAAUAACUUAAAAGCUGUUUAUCCUGAUGUGAGUGCUACUAGCACUGCAUUCACCACUCCAUUCCCUUUCCCUGGUAAACAGCAGCAGGCCUCUGGGAUGCAUAACCAUGGGGCCAAUGAGAGGACAUGGCAAGAUUUCCACCUUUUUGAGCCUGCAAAACAGAAUAUGUUUCAGAAUUACCAGCAAAGAAAUCAGCAAACUGGUCAAAUGGCUGAACAAGAGUCAGCAAAUCCUAUCUGGUCCAGCCGUUACCUUGUGUGACUUAGUAGCUUGUUUCCAGGAUGAUUGCUGAAGUUGCUGGGGAUCCAUUGGAGGAAGUGGCACAGCUUGACCCCCUACUGAGUUCGACCCAUACCCGGCAGCCCUCUCUCAUAGUGUUAAAUUUCUUUUGGAGAAUGUUGGUCUUUGAAGCAUUACAACUGCCGCUGUUAGGUUUGGGUGAGCCACAUUGUUUGGGCCAGACAGGGGUGGAGGAUGAUUGAUCUGUGGCAGUCUGAUGAGAAUGAAUUGUAUUGCGAAGUCUUAGAUGCUCAGACAUGAAGGUUUGACCGAACUCGAAUCCAGUGGUUAUAGGCACGGCCCGUAUGCUUCAUCUCUCAUCGGACGACUACCUACCACAAGAAUGGUGCCAGUGGAUGGUUGCUGCAGCGACUAAAAGGCCAUUCAAUGUGGAUGUCUGUUCUUGGUUCUACUAUGCCUGUCUAUGGUACUUAUGAAUAAAAGUUGAGGAACAACUAGCAUGUCGGUCGAAGUACACUCCAUCUUGUUAUUUUGCUCAGUUUGUGCCGUUUGGUAACAAUAUGUUGGUCGCUGUUUCACUAGUUACCUACUUUAUGACUGUAACAGUUUGUCAUGGUAUUUGUGUGGCACCUAUGCCCUGAACUGUAUGGACCAGCCAUCGUCUUAUGAUGUCUAUGUGAUAUGAGACUGUACACUUUAUAUGGUUUCCAUUGAGCUUGUCGAGUCGUUUGUGUUA
Phragmites australis (common reed) is the source of this 4041-nucleotide messenger RNA. Its product is annotated as nonsense-mediated mRNA decay factor SMG7-like. Gene Ontology annotation, biological process: nuclear-transcribed mRNA catabolic process, nonsense-mediated decay. Gene Ontology annotation, cellular component: telomerase holoenzyme complex. Gene Ontology annotation, molecular function: protein binding; telomerase RNA binding; telomeric repeat DNA binding. The transcript is spliced from 8 exons. NCBI's taxonomy places the organism in Eukaryota, Viridiplantae, Streptophyta, Magnoliopsida, Poales, Poaceae. The record is from RefSeq and is a predicted model, not a curated record. The coding region runs from base 177 to 3326 and encodes 1049 amino acids.